Mangifera indica (mango) is the source of this 710-nucleotide messenger RNA. RefSeq names its product class I heat shock protein-like. Gene Ontology annotation, biological process: response to heat; response to salt stress; response to hydrogen peroxide. Bases 62 to 508 code for a protein of 148 amino acids. The record is from RefSeq and is a predicted model, not a curated record. Lineage: Eukaryota; Viridiplantae; Streptophyta; Magnoliopsida; Sapindales; Anacardiaceae. The transcript has a single exon.
ACUUUCUUCAAACAGUUUUCAGAUCUGUGAGUCUUUGUACAAUUUCAUCGUAAGCUCAAAAAUGUCUGUGGUUCCAAGAGGAAGCUUGUUCGACCCAUUCUCCCUUGAUGUUUGGGAUCCUUUUAAGGAAUUCCCCUUCCCUUCUUCUUAUUUUCCUCGAGAAACCUCUGCUUUCGUCAACACUCGUGUGGACUGGAAGGAAACUUCUGAAGCCCACGUGUUCAAGGCUGAUCUUCCAGGGCUGAAGAAAGAGGAAGUGAAGGUGGAGAUCGAAGACGACAGGGUGCUGCAAAUCAGUGGUCAGAGGAAUAUAGAAAAGGAAGACAAGAAUGACACGUGGCACCGUGUGGAGCGUAGCAGUGGCAAAUUCUCCAGGAGGUUUAGGUUGCCGGAGAAUGCGAAAAUGGAUCAGAUCAAGGCUUCUAUGGAGAAUGGAGUUUUGACUGUGACUGUUCCUAAAGUGGAGAUCAAGAAACCCAAUGUAAAGGCCAUUGAUAUUUCUGGCUGAAACUGAAAAUGGUAUCUUGAUCUAUGUGACUGAGUGUAGAUGUGUAUGGUUUUGCAGUUGUAAGCGGUAUUUGUGUAUGAUAUGAAUAAUGUGUAUAGGCUUUGGACCUAAUGUACGAGAGUAAUGUAAAUAGCACUACGAAGUUUGUAUUUGUUCUGUGAAAGCUUAAUCUCUGUGUGAAUGAACUUUCUUCUCCUCUCUU